Messenger RNA from Orycteropus afer afer, 1791 nucleotides. NCBI's taxonomy places the organism in Eukaryota, Metazoa, Chordata, Mammalia, Tubulidentata, Orycteropodidae. The record is from RefSeq and is a predicted model, not a curated record.
GUGCGGAGCCCGAUUGUCACUCAGCUCCCUCACCGGGGGCGACAGAGGCGCCAGCGCCCGGAGCACAGUCCUAGCCAGCUACCAUCCCCCUAACAGGCGGGUCUUGGAUUUUCCCGGUACUCCUGGAGCAAGCGGCUUCUGAAGGCGUCGAGCUGCGGUGCACUUGGGCAUUAGUGCUCAGGUGGUGAGGAGCUCUGCCAGCUGUGGUGACCUUGGGCUGGGCUGGGAGCGCUGCGGCGGGAGCCUGGAGGACGAUGAGCUGCCGAGAGGUGCCCAGAGCCCAGCCCUGCCCAGCGCAGCCCGGGAGCUCUGGGAAGCUCCAGGUGCCCGGAACUUUGGGCACCGCCUCUGAGACCCCCUGCCGAACAGCAGGCAGGAUGGUACCUGCCUCGCGCCUCAUGGUGCCUGCCUGCUGAUGUGCCCAGACUGUGCCCGCCAUGGCGCCUUCCAUCUCAGCCUUCCAGGCCGCGUACAUUGGCAUUGAGGUACUCAUCGCCCUGGUCUCCGUGCCUGGGAAUGUACUGGUGAUCUGGGCAGUGAAAGUGAACCAGGCACUGCGGGAUGCCACCUUCUGCUUCAUCGUUUCGCUGGCAGUGGCUGAUGUGGCGGUGGGCGCCCUGGUCAUCCCGCUCGCUAUCCUCAUCAACAUUGGGCCACAGACCUACUUCCACACCUGCCUCAUGGUUGCCUGUCCUGUCCUCAUCCUCACCCAGAGCUCCAUCCUGGCCCUGCUGGCAAUUGCUGUGGACCGCUACCUCCGUGUCAAGAUCCCACUCCGGUACAAGACGGUGGUGACUCCCCGGAGGGCCGUGGUAGCCAUCGCCGGCUGCUGGAUCCUCUCCUUCGUGGUGGGCCUGACCCCUAUGUUCGGCUGGAACAAUCUGAGCCAGGUGAAAUGGGACUGGGUGGCAAACGGGAGUGCGGGUGAGCCCGUGAUCAAGUGUGAGUUUGAGAAGGUCAUCAGCAUGGAAUACAUGGUCUACUUCAACUUCUUUGUCUGGGUGCUGCCCCCACUGCUCCUCAUGGUCCUCAUCUACCUGGAAGUCUUCUACCUGAUCCGCAAGCAGCUCAACAAGAAGGUGUCAGCCUCCUCUGGUGACCCGCAGAAGUACUACGGGAAGGAGCUGAAGAUCGCCAAGUCGCUGGCCCUUAUCCUCUUCCUAUUUGCCGUCAGCUGGCUGCCCCUGCACAUUCUGAACUGCAUCACCCUCUUCUGCCCCUCCUGCCACAAGCCCAGCAUCCUCAUCUACAUUGCCAUAUUCCUCACUCAUGGCAACUCAGCCAUGAACCCCAUUGUCUAUGCCUUCCGCAUCCAGAAAUUCCGGGUCACCUUCAUUAAGAUCUGGAAUGACCAUUUCCGCUGCCAGGCUGUACCCCCAAUUGAGGAGGACCUCCCUGAAGAGAGGCCAGGUGACUAGACUGCAUCUCUUACCCCCACCAGCUCUACAUCCAAUGGUCUCAGCCUGGUUCACGCCUCCCCGCUCUCCCACUUGUCUCCCCGAGCCUUUCCCCGGCUGGGCUGUGGAGUGUGGGUGUAGGGGGGAUGCUGAGGAGAUGUCCAUAGAGCAGGGGUCCCUCCACAGGGAGCUAACUGACCUGGACCUCUAGGUCCUGGAGGAAGUUUGGGAGGGCAGACCUGGGGAUGGAGCUAGGCACCCAAGGAGAGGAGGAAAGUGGCUUGAGCCUCCCCACCUGCCUGAACUAUGAGUAGUCCAGUGCUUUAGGGCCAGGCAAGUCCUGGGGAGACUGAGGCUGUAAAGCAGCCACCUAGGCGGGGAGCGGGUGCUGGGG